Molecule: messenger RNA, 2021 nt
Organism: Pongo pygmaeus (Bornean orangutan)
Lineage: Eukaryota; Metazoa; Chordata; Mammalia; Primates; Hominidae
Gene: PRR16
Product: proline rich 16
Exons: 2
Coding region: 507-1421 (304 amino acids)
Biological process (GO): positive regulation of translation; positive regulation of cell size
Source: RefSeq, a predicted model, not a curated record
AGAAAGAAUCCAGGCUAGUUGUGAGAUGACAUACAGCAAGCAGGCUGAGAUGAUGGGGGCAUUUUAGAACCAAGAGGAGGGGGCGGGCAGGACACGGACUUGUCUCCCCCACCUUGAUGCCAAGGUGGCAUCUGGGAGAUAUCUCGAAGGGCAACGUCGAGGGGACUGCAAGCGUCAACCCGGGUGCGGCGGCACGGCGCCCCUCUCCGCGGGCGGGGAGAGAGCGCGUGUGCGCGAGAGCGGCGGGCGGCGGCGGGACGAGGCGCAGGCGCGCUGCUCGCCCGUCUGCAGCCCCGAGCCGAGCGCCGCGUCUCGGGAGUUGAUGGCAGCACCACUGUGCGGCCGCCCGGCCGAGCGCGGAGCGCAGCCACACGCCGCUGCCCAGGGAGCGCCCAAGAUGUGGGGGGACCGGGGCGGCAGCGGCCGUAGCAGCGCCAGGGACGGGGGCACGCAGCAGCCUCCGCUCGUCCGCCUGUCCUGACCUGAGCCUCGCUUGCCCCCAAAGAAUGUCAGCCAAGUCCAAGGGGAACCCCUCCUCGUCCUGUCCAGCCGAGGGACCGCCGGCAGCCUCCAAAACCAAGGUGAAGGAACAGAUCAAGAUCAUCGUGGAGGAUCUGGAAUUAGUCCUGGGCGACCUGAAGGACGUGGCCAAGGAACUUAAGGAGGUGGUUGACCAGAUUGACACCCUGACCUCUGACCUACAACUGGAGGAUGAGAUGACUGACAGCUCCAAAACAGACACGCUGAAUAGUAGCUCAAGUGGCACAACAGCCUCCAGCCUAGAGAAGAUCAAAGUGCAGGCUAAUGCACCGCUUAUUAAACCCCCAGCACACCCAUCUGCUAUCCUCACGGUCCUGAGAAAGCCAAACCCUCCACCACCUCCUCCAAGGUUGACACCUGUGAAGUGUGAAGACCCCAAAAGGGUGGUUCCAACUGCCAAUCCUGUAAAAACCAAUGGCACCCUUCUACGAAAUGGAGGCUUACCAGGUGGACCUAACAAAAUUCCAAAUGGAGAUAUCUGCUGCAUACCCAACAGUAACUUGGACAAGGCUCCAGUCCAGCUUCUGAUGCAUAGACCUGAAAAAGACAGAUGUCCCCAGGCAGGGCCUCGAGAACGAGUUCGGUUUAAUGAAAAAGUACAGUACCAUGGCUAUUGUCCUGACUGUGAUACCCGGUAUAACAUAAAAAACAGGGAGGUCCACUUACACAGUGAACCUGUCCACCCACCAGGAAAGAUUCCUCACCAAGGCCCUCCCCUCCCUCCUCCACCCCAUCUCCCUCCUUUCCCACUAGAAAAUGGGGGAAUGGGAAUAAGCCACAGUAACAGCUUCCCUCCUAUCAGACCUGCAACUGUGCCUCCUCCCACUGCACCAAAACCACAGAAGACGAUCUUGAGGAAGUCAACCACUACAACCGUGUGAUGUAUGCCAUUAAAAAAAUUGUUUUUUUAAUUUUCUAUAUUAUAAACAUAAAAUAAGUAAUGAGCACUUUCUACUCAAGCAAUAAAAAGCCCAAAUAUAUUAAUCCUGCAUUCAGCAAAGUGGCAUAAAAAUCACCUGGUAAGUAUGCAGCACAUUGCUUAUAUCCUGGGUAUGCAUUAUUUUAAAUGUUGUAUCAUUAAAAACCUCAGAAUGAUGAAGAAUAUGAAUGAUGCAUUGUUUUUGCAAUUGACCUAUGACAAACUGUGAACCUGCAGAUUUCACCUAUUUUGAUUUACUAUAAGAGCUGGGAUUUGAUUCAUUUUAUUUAUGCCUAAGUCAUCUAUGCAUUAACAUGUCAUAUUCUUAACUUUGAUCUAAUGCUUUUUACUAGGAAAUUUUAAUACUGAAGGACUAUUUUAUUAUUUUUUUCUAAAGAUGUUUGUCACUAGUUUUUCAUUAUUAAAUGCUGAGGCCAAUACCAAGAAGUUUAUUUUCUAUAUUAUACAAUUAUGAAUUACAUGCUCAGCUAUAUAUGUAAUAAAAUACUUUGGUCUGUGGAAAUAUUGUUAAAUCAAUAAACAAUAGUAAAUAAUGACAAAA